UUUGUGAUUCUUCUACAAACAGCAGUAGAGAAUAAAGGCUCGCCGCCCACAUGGCCUUAUGGUAAAUAUACCCUUCUCAAGCCCAGGACAGGAUGUCCUGCAGGAUGGGAUGACAUGGGAUAUCUUUACCAAGACACAAUGAAUAAAAACCCAAGUAAUAACAGAUCACAAACUUUACACAUUGAUGGAGAAGUAGCUCGUAGCCACGUGAAAAGAUAUUUUUGCAGCAAGACAGAAAGAAUGGGCAAAAAUAUCACCCAAGUUUGGCCAUUAGGAAAAUAUUGUGUAUACACUCACAAAAGCAAGACGUUGCAUGACAUGACAAGUGGGUCGAUUGCUAUGUAUGACAGGGGAAAUAACUACGACAAAGAUCAAUCUAAAUUUACAAAAUUCUUUGAGUUUCUUAAAAAGAAGAUAUUCGGAUCAUACGAAGUCACGAGGUUGUAUUUUUCCUGUCAAACAAGUGGUGACAAAAAGAUUCCAAUCUCGUUACCGAUAACCAAACCCUUUUAUCUGCUGCCUUAUGGGUCACGUGACUGUCAACAAGUCAAAUGGAUGGUAGCUACAACUGAAUGGAUCAAGUACCACACACGGAACUAUAUCACAAAACGCGAUAAACAGACGGAUGGAACAGUGCCAUAUCAUGAACUUGGUGGGAUUUAUGACAAAGGAAUCACCAUGUUUUAUUGCUUUUAUGAAAGUUGCAAGUAUACCCUGACAGAAAAGGAAGGCACUUUCAAGUCCCCUGGAUUCCCUGGUAAAUACCCGGAUGGACAGCUGUGCUCGUGGAGGAUCAUGGUCCCUGAUAAUCAUACCCUGCAUGUUCACUUCACUAACUUCUCUUUGCGUGAAAGCGACUCUUUGAAAUAUUCUAAAAGCAUCAAUGGCAGUUUUAGAUCACGGCAUGCGAUUCCCCUUAAUACCAAGGUACCCUUUACAUUGUCAGCAAACAGUGAUGUACGGUUCGUCUUUCGUUCGGAUGAAUCAAAUAACAGCUCCGGAUUCAGAGCAGAAUAUCGUGUGUCCAUACCACAAGUGCCUGUCACAACACCAUUAACGGCUUCCUCAACGCCUAACCCAAAAUCAAGUGCCAUCGAGAUAAUUACGAAAACAUCAACACCACAACUAAGAUUUCAAGAUGACAAGUCUAAUGCAGAAUCCUUGAAAGAUUCAUCUUUCAGCAGUGGAAAGAAAGGAAUCGUUAUCAUCGUGAUACCUGCAGUUUGUUUKCUGAUUGGAGUUGUUCUUCUCAUCAUDAUCAUAUAUCAGUGCAGGAUCAGAAGAACAAGAAGCC
Molecule: messenger RNA, 1294 nt
Organism: Actinia tenebrosa (Australian red waratah sea anemone)
Lineage: Eukaryota; Metazoa; Cnidaria; Anthozoa; Actiniaria; Actiniidae
Source: RefSeq, a predicted model, not a curated record